GCCGCGUAGACCGUAAAUCCCGAUGGCGGCGGUGGCGAUGGACAUCGCGAAGCCCGCGGCGGUCCCGGAGAGCGCCGAGGACCCGGCCAAGGGGCGGGCGGCCGGCGGCGGGGAGGGCCUGCGCCAGUACUACCUGCAGCACAUCCACGACCUGCAGCUCCAGAUCCGCCACAAGACCCACAACCUCAACCGCCUCGAGGCCCAGCGCAACGACCUCAACUCCCGAGUCAGAAUGCUCCGGGAAGAGUUGCAGCUGCUGCAAGAGCCAGGCUCGUAUGUUGGGGAGGUUGUGAAGGUUAUGGGCAAGUCAAAGGUUCUGGUGAAGGUGCACCCAGAAGGCAAAUAUGUUGUAGAUCUUGAUAAGAGCAUCGAUAUCAACAAGAUUACUCCUUCAACAAGAGUUGCUCUUCGGAACGACAGCUAUAUGCUUCACCUUAUCCUGCCCAGCAAAGUCGACCCACUGGUUAAUCUUAUGAAGGUGGAGAAGGUUCCUGACUCUACCUAUGAUAUGAUUGGUGGUCUUGACCAGCAGAUCAAAGAGAUCAAGGAGGUGAUUGAGCUUCCCAUUAAGCAUCCUGAGCUGUUUGAGAGUCUCGGAAUCGCCCAACCAAAGGGUGUCCUUCUUUAUGGGCCUCCAGGUACAGGAAAAACAUUACUUGCUCGUGCAGUUGCUCAUCACACCGACUGCACCUUCAUCAGGGUGUCAGGUUCAGAGUUGGUUCAGAAGUAUAUUGGAGAGGGUUCCCGGAUGGUUCGUGAGCUCUUUGUGAUGGCUAGGGAGCAUGCACCAUCCAUUAUAUUUAUGGACGAAAUCGACUCCAUUGGUUCUGCUAGAAUGGAGUCGGGAACCGGCAACGGUGAUAGUGAGGUCCAGCGCACUAUGCUUGAGCUUCUAAACCAGCUUGAUGGUUUUGAAGCAUCGAACAAAAUUAAGGUUCUUAUGGCAACAAAUAGGAUAGACAUCUUGGAUCAAGCACUCCUGAGGCCUGGUCGUAUUGACAGGAAGAUCGAGUUUCCAAAUCCUAACGCAGAUUCCCGUGGUGAUAUUUUGAAGAUUCAUUCAAGAAAAAUGAAUUUGAUGCGUGGCAUUGAUCUGAAAAAGAUUGCUGAGAAGAUGAAUGGAGCUUCAGGAGCAGAGCUAAAGGCGGUCUGCACAGAAGCUGGAAUGUUUGCCCUCCGUGAGAGAAGGGUGCAUGUCACCCAGGAGGAUUUCGAGAUGGCAGUGGCAAAGGUGAUGAAGAAGGAUACGGAGAAGAACAUGUCACUGCGGAAGCUAUGGAAGUGAAGCUCUCAUUUUAGCAUCCUAGCUGUUGUUAUCAUGUAUCUGUUUAAGCCUAUAGCAGCACGUUGCCAAAUGAGCUGUGGUAUUCUUGAAUUAUCUCAAGAACUGCACAAUAUACAAUGUCCUGCAGCAGCCUCCAGAUUAAAUUUCUUUAUUGAGUUAUAUCAAGAGAUAUGUGAGAUGGAAACCGUUCACUUGCUUGUAAUCUAUGGUACUUUGUCCACUGGACUGGUGGCCUUGUUCUCCUGAGAAUGGCGACCGCAAUGUUGUGUUGUGCUUUA
Molecule: messenger RNA, 1563 nt
Organism: Lolium rigidum
Lineage: Eukaryota; Viridiplantae; Streptophyta; Magnoliopsida; Poales; Poaceae
Product: 26S proteasome regulatory subunit 8 homolog A-like
Exons: 7
Coding region: 23-1285 (420 amino acids)
Molecular function (GO): ATP binding; ATP hydrolysis activity
Source: RefSeq, a predicted model, not a curated record